AUGAGGACCAUCAACGAGGCCGUGACAAAGGCAAAUUUAGUUCCACCACCACCGGCACCUGAAGUACACGAGCCAUCUACAUCAGCAGGUCCUUCUGCUCCAACCAGUACAACUGUGGACACUGACCUUGCAAAGAGGUUGGAUAGCAUUGAGGCCCGGCUGGAGAAGCUUGAGUCCCAGCAGGAAGCCGUCAUGUUGGCACAGACGGGGUUAGUAAAUAGCCAUCUCAGUAUGAGGCGGUCCUUCACAGAGAGUCAGAAAGAUCUGAAGGAGACUCUACUGGCUAAGAUGGACGAGUUGAUGGCAAUGGUAAAAGGAGCUCCCACACCUGGAGAGCCCUCACCUGCACCGCAAAAUGAGGAACAAGUGGAGAGUGAUAACGAAGAUGUCUUCCCAGAAGAUUGGGAAGCAGAUGAUAACGAGGCACCGUCAACUCCAUUGGAAGCAAUUAUCACGGCCAUUGGUGAUACACAAUCACAGGACGAAGUCCUACUUCUACCUGGACCCCCAGAAAAUGUGCCAUUUGUGAGGAAGAGGAAGCCGCCAAAGUACUUGAACGACUACACUGCCGAAAAGAAAAAGAGGCGAGUUCUUCCAGAGAACGUAGACCCGGAGAGACCAACAGACCGUAGAUUGCUUCGUACGUUCAAGAGGUGGUUGAUUGGAGACAUUCCCAAUGCCCGACCUAAGAAUGUGCACACCGGUGUUGGCGAUGUCAAGUUCUUCACAACAUUGUUUCUAAAGGCGGAGUGGCUUCACGAUGAUCACAUAGAUGCCAUAUCACACUUGAUGAUGAGGAGACGCCAUCAUUUUCCAGAGUUGUACCCUCAGCCAGGUGUGAUUUUGGACACAACACUUCCACAAUUCCUCAUAGGCAUUUGGAGCUGCCAGACUGGUGACAGAAGUACGUUUGAAUGGCCAGAUGCAGUGAACCAGUACUAUCUGGGUAUGGAGAGCCGUUACAUGCCAUGUUGGAAGGAUUUGAACUUCAUAUACUUCGUCCUGUACUUCGAUCAUCAAAAACAUUGGGUUGCUGUUGAGGUAGAUAUUGAUAUGUGGCAGAUUCGGGUGUACGAUAAUGAUUUAGCAUGCACCACCGACGCACAGUUUGAUGCCAUCAUGCUACCUUGGACUCAGUUGUUUCCACAUCUGCUGAGGUCUACUGGCUAUUAUGAUCAAGUGAACAACAACAUUCUGAAUGUGGACUUAGGGGACAGUAGCCAACUCAGAUCAAUGCAUGCUAGACGCAUGCCGAGUGAGGUGGUUCCCCAAAGUAGAACAAGUGGUGAUUGCGGGGUGUAUGCACUUGAGUACAUCGAACACCUAAUGCUGAAUCGGUCCUUGGACAACAUUACAGAUGAUAACAUGAGAAUGUUCAGAGAUCGGUGGUGUGUAGACUUGUUUUAUCAGAACUUAACGUGGUAA
This is a messenger RNA of Cannabis sativa, 1425 nucleotides long. RefSeq lists its product as uncharacterized. Gene Ontology annotation, biological process: proteolysis. NCBI's taxonomy places the organism in Eukaryota, Viridiplantae, Streptophyta, Magnoliopsida, Rosales, Cannabaceae. The record is from RefSeq and is a predicted model, not a curated record. The transcript is spliced from 4 exons. Gene Ontology annotation, molecular function: cysteine-type peptidase activity. The coding region runs from base 1 to 1425 and encodes 474 amino acids.